AUGGAGCUGGCGGAGCCGCACCUGCUGGACGCGCUGGCCUACCUGGAGGGCUUCUUCGGUCUCCUGGGCUUCGUGGUCCUGCAGUGGGUGGGCUCGCCCUACGGCCGCUACUCGCCGCAGUGGUCCGGGCCCCGGGUGCCCGCGCGGGCCGCCUGGCUCCUGCAGGAGCUGCCGUCGCUGGCCUGGCCGCUGUACGAGUGCGCCCGCGCGCGCGCCCUGCGCCUCGCCAGCUGGCCCAACCGCAUCCUCCUGGCCAUGUUUGUGCUGCACUACAUACACAGGACCUUGAUUUUCCCAUUACUCAUCCGAGGAGGGAAGCCGACACUGCUGUUCUCCUAUGUGUUGGCGUUCAUCUUCUGUACCUAUAAUGGCUACUUGCAGAGCCGGUACCUCAGCCAGUACGCAGUAUAUCCUGAGCCCUGGGUGACCCACCCCUGGUUUCUAGCAGGUUUUGUCUUGUGGUUAUUGGGCAUGGUGAUAAACAUCCACUCAGACCAUAUCCUGAGGAAUCUCAGAAAACCAGGGGAGACUGGAUAUAAAAUACCCAGGGGAGGCUUGUUUGAAUAUGUCACUGCAGCCAAUUAUUUUGGGGAAGUCAUAGAGUGGAGCGGCUUUGCACUGGCCAGCUGGUCUCUCCAAGGCGGGGUGUUUGCUCUCUUCACAUUUUGUAUUCUAAUCACCAGAGCAAAACAGCAUCACCAGUGGUACCUGGAGAAGUUUGAAGAUUACCCGAAGUCUAGAAAAAUCAUGAUUCCCUUUCUGUAUUAGGUUGACUGUGGGCAAGAUGGCCUUCAGCUGGGAGCUGUGUGGGGCACCCCCCUACUUCCCUCACCCCCUUCUCUGCCC
This is a messenger RNA of Dipodomys ordii (Ord's kangaroo rat), 846 nucleotides long. RefSeq names its product steroid-5-alpha-reductase, alpha polypeptide 1 (3-oxo-5 alpha-steroid delta 4-dehydrogenase alpha 1) (gene Srd5a1). Lineage: Eukaryota; Metazoa; Chordata; Mammalia; Rodentia; Heteromyidae. The record is from RefSeq and is a predicted model, not a curated record. Gene Ontology annotation, biological process: steroid biosynthetic process. The transcript is spliced from 5 exons. The coding region runs from base 1 to 768 and encodes 255 amino acids. Gene Ontology annotation, molecular function: 3-oxo-5-alpha-steroid 4-dehydrogenase activity. Gene Ontology annotation, cellular component: membrane.